This is a messenger RNA of Suricata suricatta (meerkat), 3287 nucleotides long. It is a transcript of the gene ADAM33, whose product is annotated as ADAM metallopeptidase domain 33. Bases 94 to 2517 code for a protein of 807 amino acids. NCBI's taxonomy places the organism in Eukaryota, Metazoa, Chordata, Mammalia, Carnivora, Herpestidae. The record is from RefSeq and is a predicted model, not a curated record. Gene Ontology annotation, biological process: proteolysis. Gene Ontology annotation, molecular function: metalloendopeptidase activity. The transcript is spliced from 22 exons.
CGCGGGAGGGUCGGGAGGCGGCGGGCCAGCCACUGCUCGGCUUGGAUCAGCUGGGGCGGAGCCGGAGCCGAAGCGUGGAGGCAGCUCACAGCUAUGGGCCCGGGGUUUCUCAGAGCUCGAGGGUCGUGGGCAUCGCUGCUGCUGCUGCUGCUGCUGCUGCUGUGGCUACCUUUGGAGGUGUCACGGGCCGAGGCGUUUCAAGGAAACAGCCCCGGAGAGCCGGUCACCCUGCACUGGGUCCUGGAUGGACAACCCCGGCGCACAGCCACCCUGCAGGAGCCGGUCUGGAAGCUAGACAUGGGGCUGGUGGCCUUGGAGGCUGAAGGGCAAGAGCUCCUGCUUGAGCUGGAGAAGAACCACAGGCUGCUGGCCCCGGGAUACACAGAAACCCACUAUACCCCAGAUGGGCAGCCAGUGGUGCUGGUCCCCGACCACACGGACCACUGCCAUUACCAUGGGCGUGUGAGGGGCUUCCCUGACUCCUGGGUAGUCUUAAGUACCUGCUCUGGGAUGAGGGGCCUGAUCACACUCGGCAGCAAUGCCAGUUUUUAUGUGCAUCCAGCAUCAGCUGGAGACUCCGAGGACUUCAUCACUCACAGGAUGUUCCGGACCAGCCAGCUGCUCAGCUGGAAAGGGGCCUGUGGCCACAGGGAAGCCGGGAAUAAAGGGGACGUAGCCAGCCUUUCUCGUGCCACUCAGAUCAAGGAGAGGAGGGAGGUCCGCAGGAGCCCCAGGUUCUUGGAGCUGUACAUCGUGGCUGACCACACACUGUUCUUGACCCAGCACCAGAACUUGAACCGCACCAAAGAGCGACUCCUGGAGGUGGCCAACUACGUGGCCCAGAUUCUCAGGACACUGGAUAUUCAGGUGGCACUGACCGGCCUGGAAGUGUGGACAGAGCGAGACCAGAGCCGCAUCACGCCAGACGCGAAUGCCACGCUCUGGGCCUUCCUGCAGUGGCGCCGAGGACUGUGGGCACGGUGGCCACAUGACUCCACGCAGCUGCUCACGGGCCGCGCCUUCCAGGGCUCCACGGUGGGCCUGGCACCCAUCGAGGGCAUGUGUCACGCUGAGAGCUCUGGAGGCGUAAGCACCGACCACUCAGAGCUCCCCAUCGGCGCAGCAGCCACCAUGGCCCACGAGAUAGGUCACAGCCUUGGCCUCAGCCACGACCCUGACGGAUGCUGCGUGGAGGCGGCGGAGCAAGGAGGAUGCGUCAUGGCUGCGGCCACGGGGCACCCGUUCCCGCGCGUCUUCAGCGCCUGCAGCCGGCGCCAGGUGCGCGCCUUCUUCCGCAAGGGGGGCGGUGCGUGUCUGUCCAACGCGCCGGACGCCGGCGCCCUGGUGCCUCAGGCGCGCUGCGGAAACGGCCUCGUGGAGGACGGCGAGGAGUGUGACUGCGGCCCCAGCCAGGAGUGCGCGGACGCCUGCUGCCUCGCCCACAACUGCUCGCUGCGUGCGGGGGCCCAGUGCGCACACGGGGACUGCUGCGCGCGCUGCCUGCUGAAGCCGGCUGGCGUCCUGUGCCGCCGAGCUGCUGGCGACUGUGACCUCCCAGAGUUCUGCACGGGCGACUCCCCCUACUGCCCCCUGGACAUUUUCCUACUGGACGGCUCGCCCUGCGCCAGCGGCCGGGGCUACUGCCGGGAUGGCGCGUGUCCGACGCUCGAGCAGCAGUGCCAGCAGCUCUGGGGGCCUGGCUCCAGCCCAGCCCCGGAGGCCUGUUUCCACAUCGUGAACUCAGCCGGGGACGCUCACGGGAACUGCGGGCAGGACGGCAAGGGUGGCUACGUGCCUUGUUUGCAGAGGGAUGUGCAGUGUGGGAAGCUGCAGUGCCUGGGUGGGGAGCAGCGCCCACUGGCACCACACACGGUACCGGUGGACUCCACCAUUGGAUUAGGCAGUAGUGAAGUGACAUGCAGGGGUGUCUUCCUGCUGCCCGGUGUCCAGCUAGACCUGCAUGAUUUGGGUUUGGUAGAGCCAGGCACCCAGUGUGGCCCUAGAAUGGUGUGCCAGGACAAGCGCUGCCAAAACACUACCUUCAGGGAGCUGGAGCGUUGCCUGACAUCCUGCCAUGGCCAUGGGGUUUGCAACAGUAACUAUAACUGCCACUGUGCUCCGGGCUGGGCUCCUCCAUACUGUGACAAGCCAGGGUUUGGUGGCAGUGUGGACAGCGGUCCUAUACAACCUGAAAACCACAAGGCCUUCCUCCUGGCGGUGAUCCUUAGCUUUCUGCUGCCUCUGCUCCCUGGGGCCGGUCUGGCCUGGUGCUGCUGCCGGCAGCCAGGAUCCCGGCUCCAGCAAUGCCUCUGGGGCUCAAGGAGGGAUCUUGCAUGCAGUGGGCCCAAAGAUGGCCCACAGGGGGACUGUCCCCCUAGGAGCGUUCAUGGCAUGGAGUCAGGCCCAGCAGCCACUGAGGAGCCUGGACCCCGGGAGACUUCUGCCUGUGUUCACACUUGUCCUCCACCCGUUGCUCCAGACCUUAAGAACUCUGCCAGAGCCCAAGAGCCACCUUGAGAGGCUUCUGUCCUGUUGCCCUACCUGCAACCCAAGCAGGUCAAGUCCAGAAGCCAAGAUUCUGUCUCUCUAGAGAGAGGGGCUCCUGAGAUGAGGAUACUUACAGACAGGUGACUGCGGACAGCCACUCCAGGAACUUGGUCUCCCAGGGGCAGAGCCAGCGAAUCACACUUCCUGCGCUUUUGCAGCUCUGCCCCACCCACUCCAAGACCCCAGAGCCAUAUUGGAAGGUGCCUGAUGCUGUUCCCAUUCCUUAGGGCUGAGGGAUCCUGGUAGGGUACAUAUCUCCAGCCCAAGAAUCUAUCAGUCCAAGGAGCAAAGGUCAUAUAGUCACUGACCUCCUGUCACCAGGGCAGGGUCAUUCUGGGCAUUGGGAGAGGAGCCUGGGUGUCUCUGCUAUAUGCACUUUACCUCGACCCAGCUCUGCAGAAUCUAGUGACUGCUGGGACAGAAACCUUGACUCCAGGGGCCCUACAUUUCAGAUUGAGUCUACUUCCCUGGCACCUGGCCCCUGCAAAAAACAAAACAAAAUCCACAAAAUCCUUGGGACCCUCUCCCCUCCCUUUUCCUGCCCUGUCCUCCAGACACUUCCUCAGCCUCACCCCUGUUAUUGGUCCUCCACCUGAGGUUUUGGAGGAGUGUGGGUCUGCUGUAGCCCUCUCACUUUGGAAAUGACUCAGCCUCCCCUCAAUUCCAUGGGAGGGGACAGUGGGAGCUGUUUUAAAAAGGAUACCAAAGUAGAAGUCAGAAGAAAGAUAUGCUGAUCUUGA